Nothobranchius furzeri (turquoise killifish) is the source of this 1860-nucleotide messenger RNA. Its product is annotated as acidic leucine-rich nuclear phosphoprotein 32 family member E. Gene Ontology annotation, biological process: regulation of apoptotic process. The record is from RefSeq and is a predicted model, not a curated record. Gene Ontology annotation, molecular function: phosphatase inhibitor activity; histone binding. NCBI's taxonomy places the organism in Eukaryota, Metazoa, Chordata, Actinopteri, Cyprinodontiformes, Nothobranchiidae. Gene Ontology annotation, cellular component: nucleus.
GUGAAUCACAGAGGGGGCGUGGUCUAGAUGGAGGCCGGGCAGUAGUUAACAUGGUGGUUUAGUAUUUGCCUGGUGUACGUCGGAGGAGGCCCUCGCUACCUGGAUUUUAGUUUGUCUUUCUUUGUUACCCUUUUAUUUUGUUUUCUUUGAGCUUCAUCAUGGAGAUGAAGAAGAGGGUCAGUCUGGCGCUGAAGAGCAGAAGUCCCGCCGAGGUGGUUGAGCUGGUGGUGGAAAACUGUCGCUCCAGUGAUGGAGAGGUUGAAGGUCUGACGGAUGAGUACACAAAUCUGGAGAGUCUCUGCAUGAUGAACGUCGGGAUCAGUUCCCUCUCCAAACUGCCCUCACUGCCCAAACUACAAAAGCUGGAGGUGAGCGAUAACUCCAUCUCUGGUGGUUUGGACGUGCUGGUGGAGAAAUGUCCCAACCUGACUUACCUGAACCUGAGUGGGAACAAAAUCAAAGAGAUGAGCAGCAUCAAGCCACUGCAGAACCUGAAGAACCUGAAGGGUCUGGACCUGGUUGGUUGUGAUGUCACGUCUCCGGAUGACUUCAGAGAUAAUGCCUUUGAGCUGCUGCCUCAGAUCACCUACCUGGACGGAUUUGACCGGGAGGACAACGAAGUUCCUGACUCUGAGAAUGAUGAUGAUGAUGAUGAUGAUGAUGAAGAAGCUGGUCCACCUGAUGACGAUGAUGAUGAGGAGGAGGAUGGCUCUGAGGGGGAAGUUGGCCUGUCCUACCUGAUGAAGGAAGGUAUUCAGGAUGAAGAGGAUGAUGGAGAUUAUGUAGAAGAGGAUGAGGAGGAAGACGAGGAGGAAGAUGAGGACGGAGCUGCUGUUACGGGAGAGAAAAGGAAGAGAGAUGCAGAGGACGAAGGUGACGACGACGACGAUGAUGAGUAGUGGACUUACAUGGCCCCGCCCUCAUCAGAUGACCCCUCCCACGAUGGGUGUGGCCUCUAAACUGCAGACACCAGAAGUUCAAAUUCACAGAUGUGUCAUCCUUAGUUGAUGUUGCUGUUACCUUGGUAACACAGAGGAAGACUUAUCAGAUUAGAUGGUGUUCUUGAUGAUCAGCUGAUGGUUGGAUGUCAAUAACAACAUUAACACAAAUCAAACAAUUCUUUUCCCUGACAAACGCUCUGCAGCGGCUCAGAACUGGACUUCUGAUUGGUCACGUUUCUGAUCACAUGACCAGGCCUUCUCAAAGCUGGCUUUGUUUUUGGUCUAGUUCAGAUCAGUGCAGGUGAGUUUUUAUGCAGCUGGUGUGGACCUCUCUGAACAUGUGCAGUAGAGACCCCCAUACAUGACAGAAGGAACACCUGGAGCUCCUGAUCCUCCAUGAGCAGAACCCCACAGGAAGUCCUGAUUCUGACUCAGACCUGCAGCGUGUUUCUGUUAGAUGAAACCAGUUCAGCCACUGGUUUUCCCCAUCUCCCUGGUCUUCCUGGUCCAGGACUCAUCUAUCUGUCUCAGAUACUAGAUUACCCAUAAUCCUCAGCAACUCUGCUUUGUGACAUCAAGGCUACCAUCAUUUCAACUCCUGAUUGGUCUAAAUGUUAUCCAACAUUGAGGUACACCUGCUGUCUUAUGGGAUGUCUCUCUGGGACUUUGACGUGGACUCCUUCAUUUUAAAGUGACUGUUACUGCAUUAGACCCCCCACCCCACUCCCAUCCUGCUGUCUGCAGCUCCUGCUUUUGUAAAUAAUUGAACCGGUUGCUGUAGGUCUCUGGUGUUGUCUGUGUGAGUUUGGACCCAUGAGGUCAGAGCCUCUUCAUGUUAAUUUUAUUUUUUUAUUCCUGUUUUUCUGAUUGUGUCGCUGUAAUCCCAGACUUUUUAAAUAAAAUUACUUAAACCAGACAA